Molecule: messenger RNA, 2970 nt
Organism: Linum tenue
Lineage: Eukaryota; Viridiplantae; Streptophyta; Magnoliopsida; Malpighiales; Linaceae
Source: the annotation of a GenBank genome assembly
CCCUUUAUUUCUGUCAUUUUUCUAGGAGUGACCCUUUGUUCUCACAAGAAAACCUGCAAGUGACAAAAUCGAAGCGAAGUCGAUCUCUGCAAAACCCUAAUUUCCCUUCGAUCUUCGUCGAGGAGGAGCAGAGGGCAGUGUUGGUGGCGGUGUUUGUUUGCCUCGGCCGUCGGUGUCUUAGUCCAAUUUUGUAUCACGAUGUCGUUGAGGCCGAACGCAAGGACUGAGGUCCGCAAGAACAGGUACAAGGUCGCCGUCGACGCGGAGGAAGGGCGGCGGAGGAGGGAGGAUAACAUGGUGGAGAUCCGGAAGAAUCGGAGAGAGGAGAGCCUCCAGAAGAAGAGACGCGAGGGACUGGCUGCUCAGCCCAUGCCUGCCUCGAUGCACUCUACUGCUGUCGAGAAGAAGUUGGAGCAUCUGCCUUCUAUGGUGUCUGGUGUUUGGUCUGAUGAUGGCAAUCUGCAGCUCGAGGCAACAACACAGUUCAGAAAGUUGCUCUCGAUUGAGCGGAGCCCUCCGAUUGAGGAAGUCAUACAAGCUGGAGUUGUUCCACGAUUUGUCGAGUUUCUAAUGAGAGAGGACUUUCCCCAGCUUCAGUUUGAAGCAGCUUGGGCGCUUACAAAUAUUGCUUCUGGAACAUCUGAUAAUACUAAAGUUGUGAUUGAUCAUGGUGCUGUGCCAAUAUUUGUAAAGCUUCUGGGUUCACCAAGUGAUGAUGUCCGCGAGCAGGCUGUAUGGGCUCUAGGAAAUGUGGCUGGGGAUUCUCCAAGAUGCCGUGAUCUUGUGCUUGGCAAUGGAGCUUUGCUUCCACUGCUAGCUCAGCUUAAUGAGCAUGCAAAAUUAUCGAUGCUUAGAAAUGCUACAUGGACAUUGUCGAACUUCUGUCGUGGGAAGCCACAGCCUCCAUUCGACCAGGUUAAGCCUGCUCUUCCAGCCCUUGCACAGCUUAUUCAUUCUAAUGAUGAAGAGGUAUUGACUGAUGCGUGUUGGGCACUUUCAUAUCUAUCUGAUGGUACCAAUGACAAAAUUCAAGCUGUCAUUGAAGCUGGUGUUUGCCCUCGCCUGGUUGAACUCUUGUUGCACCCUUCUCCUUCUGUUCUCAUUCCCGCACUUCGGACUGUUGGAAAUAUUGUCACUGGUGAUGAUAUGCAAACUCAGUGUAUCAUCAAUCAUCAAGCACUUCCUUGUCUUCUCAACUUGCUGACCAACAACUAUAAGAAGAGCAUCAAGAAGGAAGCUUGCUGGACUAUCUCAAACAUAACUGCUGGUAACAAGGAGCAGAUUCAGUGUGUAAUUGAGGCUAAUAUCAUCGGCCCAUUAGUCCAUCUUUUGCAAAAUGCUGAAUUCGAUAUCAAGAAGGAAGCUGCUUGGGCAAUCUCUAAUGCGACCUCUGGUGGUACCCAUGAUCAAAUCAAGUACCUUGUUAGCCAAGGCUGCAUCAAGCCAUUGUGCGACCUUCUCAUCUGCCCUGACCCCAGAAUUGUAACAGUAUGUCUUGAAGGCCUCGAGAACAUCUUGAAGGUUGGAGAGGCUGACAAGAAUCUCGGCAACACUGGCGGAGUAAAUCAGUAUGCCCAGUUGAUUGAUGAUUCUGAAGGUUUGGAGAAAAUUGAAAACUUGCAGUCUCAUGACAACACUGAGAUUUAUGAGAAGGCCGUCAGAAUUCUCGAGACUUAUUGGUUGGAGGAGGAAGAUGAGACAAUGCCACCUGGUGAUACUGCUGCUCAAUCUGGUUUCCAGUUCGGUGGCAGUGAUCCUGCAGUUCCUCCUGGUGGAUUCAACUUCAGCUAAAUGUAUGAACAUUUUUACCCUUUUGACUUUGAAAUAAGAGAAACCUGAGAUUUUUCUUUUUUGCAGCAUCCAUGAGUAUGGGCCUGCAUUUUAUGGUCUGGUCUAGAAUUGGACCGGAUGGAAAAUAACCUAAAAAAUGAGAACCAUAGUCAACCCAGUAGUUUAUUGUGUUCCAUUCUGUCCGAUUUUUCGGCUUAUUUUUCAGACUAUAUGUAGUAUGGAAGCAGAAUUGAACUGUGUAUAGGCGUGUCCCAAUGAAUCAGCUUACCAGUUUUUGUUUUUCUUGCAGAUUGGUCAGCUGUCUUCCAUCAGUCUCAGGGGUACUUGUCAAGGUCAGGUCAUGUCUGGUCGGGUCGGGUCGGGUCUUGAGUCGGGGUUUGGGUCGUCUUGGUCCAGUUGUCCAGUCCAGGGUGUCAAGUCUAAAGGGAGCUGGGUUUGGUUCGGGGUCUUGAGCACUUUGCUGCGUAGCAGUAAACGAACGACUUGAGGAACCCUGAUUCCAUAUUUCUUCUCAGUAAUGGGAAGUGAUUAGUCCACCGAGAUUUUAGCCCUCUUCGUAAGACAUUAUCAUGGUUGUCGAGUCAUCGAGUCUAUCUACGGAAUGUCUUAUUCGCUUUCCACAGUCAGUUUGGGUCUUAUUCAUCUCUUCCCCUCAUGAUUUUGGAACUCGCAGAAUCCUCCUCCUUAAGAUUGAGUCUUUUUUGUAGUUAUGAUGGCAAAUACCCGAGGAUGAGUCUGUUUCCUUCUUUUUUUUUGGUUUUCUUACCUUUUGAAUGGUAUAGCUUUGGUUUGCUGCGAGCGAGUUGAUGUUUUACUGUGAAGUCGAGAUGUAAUGAAAGUGUAAUGGAUUUUGGUUAUUGGAAAUGCAGAAAGGUCUUUGCAGUUUUAAGAGGGUACUGCUUGAUUUUGAUUUUGUUGAGCACUUGAAGCUCUUGUUUGGUUCAAACAGGUUGUAAUGUGCAUGGAUUGAGGAGAAGUCGGCUUUAGCUGCUGUACAGUGACGGACACAGUUUCUUUCGGAAGUUAUUUUUUUACGGAAGUCACUUUGAUUCGUGGAGAUUUGAAGUACAGUUCAGUACUUAUACUAUUUUCUUUUUUAUAUCUAAAUUUUAAUUUUGUUUUAUGUAAAUUGCUAUUCGAAAAUUGUGUUUUGGUGGUAUUAAAAAAAUUUGGUAUGCU